AUGAUCAGGUCCAGGGUGCAUCGUGAGUCCGUCGCACUUUCCGCCAUCUUCCUAUGCUCUUACCCACGCUGUUCUCGCAGAAUCAGUCGUCUCAAUGACGAUGUACUACUAGUACUCAUUCAAAUGCUUCGCGAUGACUCCCUACGCACCCUCAAGUCGUUUUCUCAGACAUGCAAGUACCUGCGAGCAUUGGCAGUCCCCGUGCUUUUCUCUCGUUGCCGGACAGGCAUCAGAACCCCGGACAACGAACAAUGGAGAGUGCCACGCGCGGUGUUUCCCUUCAUCCGACACGUUACCUUGCACUGUCUAUGCCCCGAUGCCGAUGCCGUACAGCAUGGUCGGCCUCAAUGGGCCACCAACGUCUGGCUGUGCGGAGUUCUGGAUCCUCCCCCGUUCUUCAAGGACGGCCUCAUGCACAUGCCUCAUUGGUCAUCCAUCACGAUCAAGAAGAACAUGUGCCACAGACACGGUGUCCCAUGGACGGCAUUGCACGCCAUCCUCUCCGUACCUGCUCUGCGCAAGCUCAGGGUGCAUGGGAUCUUGUUCGCUCCACGCAGGCUCACCCCAUCCGAGCUCUUCUCUCCCGCGUCGAUCGCUCCUCUUACGUCGUUCACAUACACCUUUGGCAAUUUACUCUCGUUCGACGACCUUCCAGCUCCCUCCGAACUUGAGGCAUUGUCGGCCGUUCUCGAGGCCGUGUGCGGAACGCUGGAGUACCUCGAACUCACCGCGGCGUCGGCCCCGCUAGACACCCUGGAGCGUCUUCGGUGGCCCCGACUCCACACCCUCAAGAUUCCUGGCCGCCGACCGCAGCCCCAACUACGCUCCUACGCGUCCCUCUUCUCCAACAUGCCCCAUCUCCGUGUCCUCGGGCUUGAGCUUCACGUAAAGGAACCUCUGGUCGGGCUUGCUGUCCCGUCACCCUCGUCGUCGCCGUCGUUUCCAUGGCCGGAGCUGGAACACCUAUUCUUGCCGCUUCCCCUCCCGGAGGACGACCCAAUGUACUCACAGCUCCCAUCGUCGCUUCAUACGCUCUCAGUACUCUGUUACCCUCACUACGCACAGCGGGACGAGUACCAUGUCGGCUCUUGUGACAUCAAACCGCCACGGCCUACGUCCCAGGCCCUAGAAACCAUCCUCGGGCAAUGCCUCGCCUCUGCGCGGCUGACGCGGCUCGAGAUCGAGUACGCCGUCCCGCGUCGACCGGGUGAAGAUCUCCUAGGGCUGGUCGUCAACGCAUGUCCCCUUCUGGAGGAGCUCAAGCUGUUUCGAUAUCGGCCCGACCUCGAGCCGGACGACCCGAUCGGAGCUUCCACUCGGGCGUGGAAACCGCCGCACGAGCUCGCGGUACGUCCACCACCACCUCUAUCUGACCUUUCUCAGUGCUGA
This is a messenger RNA of Epithele typhae, 1389 nucleotides long. RefSeq lists its product as uncharacterized. The record is from RefSeq and is a predicted model, not a curated record. NCBI's taxonomy places the organism in Eukaryota, Fungi, Basidiomycota, Agaricomycetes, Polyporales, Epitheliaceae. The coding region runs from base 1 to 1389 and encodes 462 amino acids. The transcript is spliced from 2 exons.